This is a messenger RNA of Acaromyces ingoldii, 1494 nucleotides long. RefSeq names its product BAR-domain-containing protein. Lineage: Eukaryota; Fungi; Basidiomycota; Exobasidiomycetes; Exobasidiales; Cryptobasidiaceae. The record is from RefSeq and is a predicted model, not a curated record. Bases 112 to 1374 code for a protein of 420 amino acids. The transcript is spliced from 8 exons. Gene Ontology annotation, biological process: endocytosis; plasma membrane tubulation; actin cortical patch localization. Gene Ontology annotation, molecular function: protein binding; lipid binding. Gene Ontology annotation, cellular component: actin cortical patch; Rvs161p-Rvs167p complex; mating projection tip.
GUCCUGCAACGCGGACGACAACGUGUACACCACGUGACCCCUCAAGGACACAGGCAUUGUGGGCGCUCGAUACGGUUGCACCUGUCUUAAUUAUCUCGACGCCGCCGCACCAUGAAGGGCAUUGCGAAGUUCGCUAAGCGGACCCCCCACAUGCUGGGAGGCAAAGUGGGCAUGGCCUCCAAGUCGCACGACGCCCAAUUCGACGACAUGAACCGCCGCUUUACUGUCAUCGAGAAGUACGCCGAGAAGCUGCUCAAGGAUAGCACCACAUUUCGAGAGGCUGUCAAGAACAUGCUUAUGUCGGGCGAGUCGUUCGGCGCCUGCUUCACGAGCCUUUUCUCGCCCAUAGGUGCCGAGAUUGACAUUGAAAGGAGUCAUCCGGAAGCGUCUACGACAAUUCAGAAUCUGCCAGCCUAUCGGCAGCACAUGGAAGACCUCCGCGAGACACUCACGCCCGAGAUCGAUCUCAUCGACAGCCGCAUUAUUUCGCCCGCCAAUGACUUUAUCGCAAUUCUCAAGGCUGUUCGCAAGAACAUCACCAAGCGCGAUCACAAGCUCGUUGAUUUUGAUCGGCACAACAACACUUAUACGAAGGCUCGUGACAAGAAGGAGAAGACGCUCAAGGACGAGCAGAAUCUCUUUAAACUCGAACAGGAAUUUGAGACCGCGGCAGCCGACUACGAAUACUACAACAACACCAUGAAAGAGGAGCUGCCCCAAUUUUUUGAAAUGGCCGCCCGCUUCAUCACGCCGCUUUUUCACAGCUUUUACUACAUGCAGCUCAACGUCUUCUAUCUAACCCUCGACAAGCUUCAGACAUUUGCCGAUGGUCGAUACGAUGUCUCUGCCCAAGCCGCUGCUUCAGUAGAGGACAACUACGUGGCCCAGCUGUCAGAUGCGGCCGAAAAAUUGGAGGCUCUAUCCAUUCGCAAGCCCGCCAUGCCCACCGCCAAGCUCUUGCAGCAGAACCGAUCUCCCUCGGCUUCCUCCGGGGGCAGCGGCUCGGUUCUGGGCGGAAAAGGAGGUGGCAUGGCUAGCCGGGCGCCAUCCAAAGGGGGUCUUGCGCGCUCACCGUCGGCAUCAGCCACGGGCCCACCACCUUAUUCUUCCGGCGCCGGGGCCGCGUCCGCUGCUGCUACCAGCAAACGCACCCCCCCACCGCCCCCUAAUAAACCCAAGCCCGGUGCUGCUUCCGGAAAGUCGUACGUCGUUGCGCUUUACGAUUAUACAGCAACAGCCGAUGGUGACCUAUCUUUCAGCGCCGGGGAUCGUAUCGAGGUGGUCGAGAGGACCGCGAGUACCGAGGACUGGUGGACGGGAAUCGUCAACGGUCUACAAGGAGUAUUUCCCGGUAAUUAUGUUCGGGAUGAAUAGAAGUAGGAGUGGGCGGGUCGGUCAUAGGUCAUCAGCGUCGUUAUCGACCGCUGCUCUUCCUCUUUGUUUGCCAAGCAAAGAAUCCACAAAUGACAUUGCGUACUUUUCAGUCUCUACUUA